Messenger RNA from Diachasma alloeum, 2104 nucleotides. RefSeq names its product RUS1 family protein C16orf58 homolog. NCBI's taxonomy places the organism in Eukaryota, Metazoa, Arthropoda, Insecta, Hymenoptera, Braconidae. The transcript is spliced from 8 exons. The coding region runs from base 62 to 1393 and encodes 443 amino acids. The record is from RefSeq and is a predicted model, not a curated record.
AAUCAGCAUUCCGGCAAUAUUGUAGGAUUUUCUAAUCUUGUUUUCAAUUCGCCUAGACAGUAUGUCAUCGGAAAUUAUUUACAAAGAAAACAGGAUUAACAAUGUUAAGGAUGAGAAUAUUUACAUGAAAUCAGAUAAGGGAAGAUCGGUGAUUAGGGAGACUUCCGCCUUCCCGAAGGAGCAGAAAUUUUUGUCUGUUCAGAGAUUGAUAUUUUUAAUCAGAUCUGUUUUCCUUCCCCAAGGCUUCCCUCAGAGCGUUCAUCCCGACUAUGUUCCUUAUCAAAUUUGGGAUACGGUUCAGGCCUUUGCCAGUACCAUCCUUGGGACAUUGACAACUCAUUCCAUUCUCAUUGGAGUUGGUGUUGGAGAGUCCACAGCCACUCCUCUCGCCGCUACAAUCUCCUGGAUUCUGAAAGAUGGGGCUGGGAUGAUUGGGCGAAUUCUAUUCGCUUGGUGGAAUGGAUCUCAACUCGACGCUCAAUGCAAAAAGUGGAGAAUUUUCGCUGAUGUCUUGAACGAUAUUGCAAUGGGAAUUGAGCUAUUGCUCCCCUAUUUUUCGACGACUUACACUACUUUGAUAUUGUGUGCAACAACUAGUAUGAAAUCUAUAGUUGGGGUUGCGGGCGGAGCAACGAGAGCUGCUCUCACACAGCACCAGGCCCUGAAUAAUAACUUGGCAGAUGUAUCUGCCAAGGACGGCAGUCAGGAGACAUUCGUCAACCUGGUGGCGUCAUUCGUAGGCAUUUUCAUCCUCAACUCCCUCCACAAUUCUGUUUCAGGAGGAUUUCUACUUUACGUCACACUUGUUAUUGUUCAUGUCUACGCGAAUUAUUCAGCUGUGCGAUCUCUAAGAUUCAAUUCCUUGAACGAAGAUCGAUUGGCACUUGUGCUGGAUAACUAUGCGAAAUGUGGAAGAAUACUUGGGGUUGAGGAGUGUAAUAAGAGGGAGUCUUUACUACUGUUUCAGAAACCUUUCAAAAGAUACUGUGGUUUCGAUAUUAAACUGGGAGUUUCGCUCUCAACUACUCUCGAACGAAAAACCACAACUGUGGAUUACAUCUCCAGAUUGAGAAAUCACUUCCGGAAUAAUAAAUACAUCAUCAUUCCUGACGUGGACCAUCGACGAAUUAACGUUGGACUCAGCGAAAAUGUUGGACAGUCGGAUGUAUUGCGAGUUUACUUCGAAUCGUUCCUGCAUGGACUGAAAAUCAAUUCAUCGCUCUCUGAAUCAAAUUGCGACGAUGUUAAUCAGUCAAUUCUUGAAAUCAUUAAUAAUGAUUCUUAUGUAUCUUCAGAAUUCGAGACCUGGUGUCAAUUGUUGAGUCAAAGUGGGUGGAAACAGGAGAUUAAUCUGCUGCCCAUUGGCGAAUGGAGAGCUCGAUGGGACCUUUGAAGCUACCAAAACACGAUGAGAAUUAUUUUAAAACAUUCCAUGAAUAGGGGAGAAGAGAGCGGAAUUUCGCGUGUUUUAUCAUCUUUAAUUUCUAUAAAAAACAAAUAGGAAAUUGCUUUCGGUUUCAUAUAACACAAUAGUAUAUUCCCUACCUAGGUAGGGAAAAUGAAGGAGUCGUACCCUCAUGCAGAAUUACCACCCGAGUCGAAGGCGAGGAAUAAAUUCCAUCGUUUCAUCAGCGAACAGUUAAAAAUUCAAAACAUCAAUUUGAACGACUAAAAAGCAAACGGAAUGAAAGGCUCGUGGGUUCUAAUUAAUUGAUGUUCAUUGAAAUGAAAAUGAGACGAACAGAAAAAGAAUAACUAUUAACAGAAAAAAAAAGAAAAAAAUAAUUAAAAAAUUUAAAUUCAUAACAAUUUAAAAAUAAUUAAAAAAUUGAGACGCAAUUAAACUUCAGGGGAAAUACUUUGAGAAGUUUAAAAUAAAGAGACGAAAAAACUCAUGAUACAGUGGAACUGAAAAACUUGGCAAUUCGUAACAAUAUAUUCUGUCCCAUUUUCACUCAUCUGUACAUUUUGUUAUCGAAAAUACGAGAAAUAAAUUUUAUACGACCGUUCCAAAAACAAUUGCUUAAUUUAUUUAGUGUUAUGUUAAGCCUCUGGUUCUGGUUUCGAACCCGUUUGAGACAAAUGCUUAACAAUAUCUACCCAG